Heterocephalus glaber (naked mole-rat) is the source of this 3968-nucleotide messenger RNA. It is a transcript of the gene Pi4k2a, whose product is annotated as phosphatidylinositol 4-kinase type 2 alpha. Gene Ontology annotation, biological process: phosphatidylinositol phosphate biosynthetic process; endosome organization; Golgi organization. Gene Ontology annotation, molecular function: 1-phosphatidylinositol 4-kinase activity. Gene Ontology annotation, cellular component: lysosomal membrane; endosome; plasma membrane. The record is from RefSeq and is a predicted model, not a curated record. NCBI's taxonomy places the organism in Eukaryota, Metazoa, Chordata, Mammalia, Rodentia, Bathyergidae.
CGGAUUGGUUCCGGCCGCUAGCUCAGCUGUGUAGUUCGCCGGGUCCCUGAGCCGGCUGCCUGAGGGAUGGACGAGACGAGCCCACUAGUGUCCCCUGAGCGGGCCCAACCCCCGGAGUACACCUUCCCGUCGGGCUCUGGCGCUCACUUCCCUCAGGUUCCGGGGGCCGCGGUCCGCGUGGCGGCUGCGGCCGGCUCCGGCCCCUCUCCGCCGGGCUCGCCGGGCCACGACCGCGAGCGGCAGCCUCUGCUGGACCGGGCCAGGGGCGCGGCGGCUCAGGGCCAGACCCAUACCGUGCCGGCACAGGCCCAAGCCUUGGCCGCCCAGGCCGCGGCAGCAGCGCACGCCGCACAGGCCCCCCGUGAGCGGAACGAGUUCCCCGAGGACCCGGAGUUCGAGGCGGUGGUGCGGCAGGCCGAGCUGGCCAUCGAGCGCUGUAUCUUCCCCGAGCGCAUCUACCAGGGCUCCAGCGGAAGCUACUUCGUGAAGGACCCUCAGGGGAGGAUCAUCGCUGUCUUCAAACCCAAGAAUGAAGAGCCAUAUGGGCACCUUAAUCCUAAGUGGACCAAAUGGCUACAGAAGUUGUGCUGUCCCUGCUGCUUUGGCCGUGACUGCCUUGUUCUCAACCAGGGUUAUCUCUCAGAGGCAGGGGCCAGCCUGGUGGACCAAAAACUGGAACUCAACAUUGUACCCCGUACAAAGGUGGUAUACCUGGCCAGUGAAACCUUCAAUUAUAGUGCCAUUGACCGAGUGAAGUCCAGGGGCAAGCGGCUUGCACUAGAGAAAGUUCCAAAAGUUGGGCAGCGAUUUAACCGCAUUGGGCUACCUCCAAAGGUUGGUUCAUUCCAGCUCUUUGUUGAGGGCUAUAAAGAUGCAGACUAUUGGCUGCGGCGUUUUGAAGCAGAACCUCUCCCUGAAAACACCAACAGGCAACUAUUGCUGCAAUUUGAGCGAUUGGUAGUGUUGGAUUAUAUCAUCCGCAACACUGAUCGAGGCAACGACAAUUGGCUGAUUAAAUAUGACUGUCCAAUGGAUAGUUCUACCUCUCGGGACACAGACUGGGUGGUUGUGAAGGAGCCUGUUAUCAAGGUGGCUGCCAUAGACAAUGGACUGGCGUUCCCACUGAAGCAUCCCGACUCCUGGAGGGCAUAUCCUUUCUACUGGGCCUGGUUGCCCCAGGCGAAAGUCCCAUUCUCUCAGGAGAUCAAAGAUCUGAUUCUUCCAAAGAUAUCAGACCCUAACUUUGUGAAGGACUUGGAAGAGGACCUGUAUGAGCUAUUCAAGAAAGAUCCUGGCUUUGACAGGGGCCAGUUCCAUAAGCAGAUUGCUGUUAUGCGGGGACAGAUCCUAAAUCUGACACAAGCGCUGAAAGACAACAAGAGUCCCCUGCACCUCGUCCAGAUGCCGCCUGUGAUUGUUGAGACAGCCCGUUCCCACCAGCGGUCUGCUAGCGAGUCCUAUACACAGAGCUUUCAGAGUCGGAAGCCCUUCUUUUCAUGGUGGUAGCCCUUGAGGCAGGUGAAGGAAAGCCUGUGUGAGGUGCAUACAGGCAGCCAGGCGCAGGGAAGCCAGAGAAGCCGGUGGAGAGCAGUGCCUUUGCCAGCCCUGGAGCCCUCCCUCUCUGCUCGCCACCUCCUUCAGGGCUUUCCCGCCCACAGGGAGAAGAAGCACAACCAGGGACUGGGAGUGCUCCUGGGCCCUGCCAAGUGCUGGGGACGCUACAGUUACAGAUAAGGAGUCCAGGUGGUUAAGGAGGAGCAGCUCCCUUCCGACAUCUCUUGAUGGCAGACUGGGAAAGUCCCUCCUUCCCUGACGCCCUACUCCAUUGCAAUUCCCUGUUAUAUUCUGCAUCAGAAGAAAAAAGCCACACAUUUAAAUGCUUGUAGCAGAAUCCAGUUCCUCUCAUAUCAGAAACCUUUAAUCCAGACUUAAAUUUGCAUAGACCCAGACAUUUGGGUGCCUGGUAGUUGCUUACUUCCAGGAUCAGAGAUGUGUCAGGGGACCACUGGGUGGCUCACUAUGCUGGGACAGGCAGAAACCAUACUUCGAGUUUUUGCCAAAUCUUCCCCUGCUCUUCCCAUCAGUGUGGUAGUUGGCUUCUCUUGGCAGGUAGCUUUUGCUCUGCAUCCUCUUGAACCUACAUCUGCAGUAGUUUACCUGUCACUCAAGCAUAGGUGGGAGUUAUUCAGUUCUGUUAUUUUUUUUUUCCAUGAUACUGGGGCUCAAAACUCUCGAAACCAGGGGUGCUCUAUACUGAGCUAUAUCCCCAGCCCUUUUUAUUUUUUGAGAUAGGGUCUCACUGAGUUGCAAGUUGAACCUGCAGUGCUCCUGCCUCAGCUUCCCUUAGUUCUGCGAUUAUAGGCUUGCACCACUGUGUCCUGCUGUUUUUGGUUUUUUUGGGUUUUUUUUUGGUUGUUGUUUUUGUUUGAGACAGGGUCCUGCUCUGUAAUUCAGGCUGGCCUGGAACUCACAGCAGUCCUCCAACCUCAGUCUCCCAAGUGCUGGGAUUAUAGGCAUGCGCCACCAUGCCUGGAUCCUGUUCUAAUAGGUAGUUAACACCAGCAUGUGAAGGUGAUCCACAUGGCCUAGUGCAUGCUGGGAGCUGUAAGUAAUCUCUGGGGGAAUUUAUCCCAGCCUUGCUUCUUGAGUCCUAAGCCACUGUUCUCUAAUUUGUUUAUUGUUCUAAAUAUUUUUUCCCAGCUUUUUUUUUUACUUAGAAGUUCAGUUUAGGUUUUAGAAUAGGUCUCUGAGGAGUGUGAGUAGUCUCAGCUCCUUAGAGGACAUGAUAUAUGGCCCUUGGACUUCUUUAUGUGCUACCACUGCUGCUUCUGGAAGCAACAGGACUUAUAUUCUGCCUAUUCCUAUGCUCCCUGGCUUCUUGCCCUGGGCUGGUUUUUCCAUGGCUUCUUGAGAAGGCAAGGCCCAAAGGAGAAAGGCCUUCAUACUGUCCUCCAGUGCCUGCCCAGCUCAAUGUACAUCUUCUUGCUUACCCACCUGUCCCCCUUGCCAGGUGUUCAAGCCUUUUCUACACCAAAGCAAAGAAUGGCCUCAGGAGGGAGUAAAAAGGGUGCCACCUGGGGCUGAGGGGCAGCUGUAUUCUUGUGCUGUGGACACUUUGGAGUUUUCUGGCCCCCUGUGAUUCGUCAAUCAGCCUUGAAAAGAAACUGUUUUGAAAGUUAGAAAAACAACCAAAGAAAGGGAGUAAGGACUGUGGCUGUGUGUCCUCUGCCUACCUGGCUUCCUCUAUUCAGGAGGCAGAGCAGAGGCCUACAGCCCUCCCAGCACCUGGGCGGGGCCACUCCCCAGCCAUUCCAGCUCCCAGGAGCUAGCUUGUCCUGGGCUUCCACCCAGCUGACAGUAAGUCUCUGAGCACUAGGUAUGCUUGCCUGUGGACAAAGUCACUGCUCCUCUGUGUGCCCUGCCCUGACAAUCCCAUCUAGCCUGCCUGGAUUCUGGCUUGGGGAACCAUAUGUGAGAGAAUUUGCCUUCUGAAUGCAGGAGCCGGUAGGUUGCCCAGGUGUGUGUCGCUCCCCACAGACAGGUUUGUGUGAACCUGUUGGCAAGGCCCCCUGCCUGAAGAGGCGCUUGGUGUUUCACCAGCCACAUCUGCACUGUCCUGCUCCAGAUCAGCUGUGUAAGAGGGAGCCCGUCCCGGGCCUGGUGAGCAAGGGUAUGGGGCAUCCUUUCCUGGCCUGUCUUCUCUCUCCCUUGAAGCCUGUACUCAGGUUGCCUUGAAUGUGGAUUUUAGAGGAGGCAAGGACCCCAUGUGCCAGGGCAAGCUUCUGGUGGUACUCCCAGAACAGCCCAUCAUUCUGGCAGCCAUAGGCCUGUCCCCCCUCAUCAGGGAGGGGAAGCUGGGCUGUGAGUGCUGCUGCCCCAUAUUGUUCUUCUAAUGCACUGUAGAAACUGUAUGUAAUGUAUUUAAAUCAAUGCAAAUGUAUGAAUAAUAAAUCCAAUUCUGACCUUUU